Carassius gibelio (silver crucian carp) is the source of this 2392-nucleotide messenger RNA. Its product is annotated as coiled-coil domain-containing protein 9B. NCBI's taxonomy places the organism in Eukaryota, Metazoa, Chordata, Actinopteri, Cypriniformes, Cyprinidae. Bases 114 to 1586 code for a protein of 490 amino acids. The transcript is spliced from 15 exons. The record is from RefSeq and is a predicted model, not a curated record.
CGGAUCACGUGGCUUUACGCUUUCCUCGCCGAUCAGCAGGUGGCGCCAAAUCCAACCCAGUGACGUCAGUGACUCAGGCCUCGGUGUGUUUUCACCUGAAUGCAGGAAUCAUCAUGCAACACCAGGAGCAUCACUUCAUGUUCAUGGACUUCUGUGAAGACACACACUGUCUGCUGGAGGACGAUAGUCCCACAGAGAUGAUGAUGAUGAAGAAGGAACAGAAGGACGCAGAGCUGGAUAAAAAGAUCGAGGCCUUACGGAAGAAAAACGAAGCACUUAUGAAACGCUACCAGGAAGUGGAGGAGGAUAAGAAGCGUGCGGAACAGGAAGGAAUGUCACUCCGCAGCAGGAAGGGAAAGACGGAUGAUCUGACCAUCAGCAUCAACAAAUCCUCCAACGAUCAGCGUGUGGUGACCGAGCGCUCGGGACCCGGAGGACUGAGAGACCGAGAGAAGGAGAAGAGUCCGGGAUCCAGCGUCUUCAGCGUCGGGAGAGGAAAGAGACGACAGCUGCUCGUCACAGCAUCAGGAAACAUCACAGAGAAGAGGGUGUUCGGUGAAAGAAAGGACAGGAACCGUCCCGUGAGUCCAGCGAGAAUGAAGUCCUGUGCUGAGGAAGAGCUGAAGUCCAACAACACACGAGGAAGACAGAGAGUCCCGCAGGAUGACGCAGAUCGAUGGAGUCGAUGUGAGGACUCGUCUGUGGUCCCGGUCACACAGGCCGUGGCUGACCUGAACCUGGUCUCAUCCCAAGAAGAGCAGCUGGAGUAUCUGCGGUGGAAGAAGGAGCGCGAGGAGAUCGACCGCGAGCGUGUGGCUCGACACAAGACCGCUGAAGGCCAGUGGAGGAGAGCCUGGGACGUGGAGAAGACCCAUCUGAUGUUCUCCGAAGAGGAACCCGGAGGAACAUCAGACAGAGGAGGUCGAAACGCCAGAAGAGGAAAUAUGAGAGAAGAAGCGUCCACAGGUGGACAGCAGGCGUCAGACAGGAAGAGGAAGUGUGUUCCAGUGGUGCGCAGUAAAGCCCAGGGGAAAGAGCGUCUGACGGGGCGAGCCAGGAGGUGGGAUGCUAAAGAGGAGGAGGAGCAUUUACAGGUGCAUCCAGAGAGCAGUUUGCAGGAGUUUUUAGAGGAACUCGACGCUCUUUGUGCUCCUGAGGUGGAGAACGUCCAUCCAGAGACUGACGAUGAAAACACAAAGCCACGUGCAUGCGAAGAAGUAAAGACCCCCGAUGGGACGGCAGAGCAGAACGAACACGUUUCUACAGAAUCCACUCUCAAGGGCAUUGAGAAAAGGGUCCGGUUUUCUGAAAACCAUGUGAAGAAUGGCACAGAAACGACUUCACAGGUCAAGAACGGCCGUGUAGAAGACGACAGACAAACACUGGCGCGAGACGACGGCGAACGUGUCCCGGAGGAGAUAAAACUGGAAGAACCGGACAAGAACCAACACAGCAAGAGCUGCUCAAACAGAGGGAACGAGGAGCUGAUGGACUCGAGUCUGUCUGUGCUGGAGCUGGAUGCUGGAUCUCUUCCCGUCCACGGCUCCAGCGCUGAUGUGGCCAGAGAGAACGGGAAAGUGGUUUAGAUGGGAAAUGAUGUCACUCACAUCUGGCUCAAACCAAAUCAAAGCGCAGCCCGACCCCAUCCCUUGCUUUAGUUUCUGUCUGAUUGUGUUUGUUUCAUCGGAUGCAGAACGCUGUAAACGCUGGCUGUGGUUGUCCUGCUUCGUUCAUCUUCUCGUAGGUGAAGAUUGUUAAUGCUUCAGCGCACACUAAACCCAAAGCUCGGAUGGAUUUCAGUCUGAACGCACUACAAACGACUUGAAAGUGGAACAAACCCAUAGACACAGAAUGUAUUUAGACGUCACCAGCGCGCUAACUGACUUCACCUAGUCUAGUCCUCCUCAUCAUAACUCAUAUAAGCCUCAUAUAAUAUUCUUCAUAAGCACAUGUGUCGUGGGGUUUGGUGUGGAUGGUUCAAGUAUGUUACUUAGCACUUUAUUUUGAAAGACUGAACUGAAAAGUAUUAAACCAGUUUAAAGAUGAAGGACUGUUAAGGUCUAAAUUGUUUAGUUUUACAAAAGACCGCAGGAUGUUUACGACAUAAACGUGUUUUAGUUCCAGGUUUAUUUGGUCCUGCUAGUUCAGCACUCGGUAGUUUAUUAUAAAUGGCAAUAAAUGAUGAUCGUGCUGAUGUUCAUCUUCAUAACGUUUCUGUAUUUCUGAUGAAGGUUUGAGCUUUUAAGUGACUAAUGGUUGAGUUUUAUAUCGUCACGUUAAGUAUCUCGUGUUCAUUUGGUUUUGAAAUGAAUGUUAAAUAUAAAAACUGUACUGUGAUGCUUGCACUGAUUUCACUGGACAGAAUAUUAAAAUGCACUCAAAUUAUACCCAA